Brenthis ino (lesser marbled fritillary) is the source of this 1380-nucleotide messenger RNA. Lineage: Eukaryota; Metazoa; Arthropoda; Insecta; Lepidoptera; Nymphalidae. The record is from the annotation of a GenBank genome assembly.
AUGGAUCAAGAAAAGAAAUCGCACUCGUCGCCAUUACAGCCAUCACAGGUAACAAGUCCCAAUGCAUUAAUCGGCCCAGGUUUUAUAAAACCAUUGGAUUUAAAAAGCGACAACAUGCCUCUGAGCUGGAAAAACUGGAUAACGCAGCUAAAAAUUUAUUUACGAGCUAACAACUUGGAACACGAACAAGACAACCGCAAGGUCGCCAUCUUGUUACAUUUUAUAGGCGCCGAAACGCUACAAAUUUUCUACUCGUUCAACGUGUGUAUUGAUACCGUAAAAUUUGAUGCCCUUAUUGAGAAAUUUACACACCACUUUACUCCUCAAGUCAACAUCACCAUGGAACGCCAUAAAUUGUUUGACCGACGUCAGGGAAUAGAAGAAUCCAUUGAUGAUUACGUCACUGACCUAAAGAAUAUAAGCAAACAAUGUGAAUUCAAAGAAUUAGAAGACUCAAUCCUAAGAGACAUAUUUAGUUGGAACCUUACACCUCAAAAUCAGUACAUUAAAGAAAAAAUAUUACUAAAAAAGCCACAUACGUUCGAAGCAGCUAUAAACAUUGCUAAAUGUGCUGAAAUAACAAAAAUACAAGCGAAAACCUUAGAAGAUACAACAUUUGUAGGCCAAAUACAGACAAAUAAACAAAGAAACAGGUCAAGACAUCGCCAACAUCAGCCAAACAUCACCAGACAGUCCAGCCGUUCCAGACAAUAUAGCAGUUCAAGACGGUCAAAUACUACAGAACAACCAAAAUGCAGUCGAUGCGGACAGAUACAUCGUUUCAAAUGUCCAGCCAAAGGAGUCAAGUGUAAUAAGUGUGGUAAAUUUAAUCACUUUGCAGCUGUAUGUCACUCUAAACAGAUCGCACUGAGAUUCGUAAGUAUAAAGUCGAUCUUGGGUCUAAUCAAGUUGGCCACCCCUGUAAUAGAGGAUAAAGAAAAAUCGUUUCAUGCUUUUUUGCCUACUCCAAACUACGCUACAAUAAAGUCUUCACGUUCACGGCAAAAAGCUAUUAAUUAUAAGGGACAAAGAAUAGUUAAAGAUUUAUUCAAGACUGAAGAAAAAAAGAAUGAGAUGAAGCAAGCGACGAGUAAGAAAAAAGGAAAGUCUACAAUUAAACGAGACCAAAAAAAAAAAAACCAAAAUAAAAAUGAUUCCGUAAAACGGCUAAAAAGAACAGUACAACAAGAAAACAGUAAAAGAUCGAAAAUAGAGAUGAAGAAAAGUGCAGAAGGUGAAGAAAAGGAAUGGUACUGUCACGCAUGUGGCGAGAAUCGAAUGGAAGACAUGAGACAAUGUACCGAAUGUCAAAAGUGGUAUCACGAGGAGUGUAUGGGUCUCACUAAAAAAGAUCUCAAAUUUAUAUGCCCAGAUUGUGAU